Fusarium tjaetaba is the source of this 1332-nucleotide messenger RNA. Its product is annotated as salicylate hydroxylase. Gene Ontology annotation, biological process: secondary metabolite biosynthetic process. Lineage: Eukaryota; Fungi; Ascomycota; Sordariomycetes; Hypocreales; Nectriaceae. The transcript is spliced from 7 exons. Gene Ontology annotation, molecular function: FAD binding. The record is from RefSeq and is a predicted model, not a curated record. The coding region runs from base 1 to 1332 and encodes 443 amino acids.
AUGGCAAAGACUUCUCGCAAUGAACUACACGUCGCCAUCGUUGGUGCCGGCAUCGGCGGCCUCGCUUUGGCCAUGGCUCUGCACAAGAAGGGCAUCUCCUUCACGCUGUAUGAAGAUGCAAAGGAGUAUUCGGCAGUAGGCGCCGGUAUUGGAUUCGCCCCUAAUGGCAUGCGCACGAUGGAUCUCAUUGAGCCUGGUUUCCGACCUCUCUACGAGGCUAUAUGUGUUGGAAACAAGGGCGAGGACGCACAAGAUAUCUUUUUUGAGGGUAUGCUACUUGAAGAGGGUCUUGGUCGCGAUAAGCCGUGGUAUGGUCAUUCCGGAUGGGGCCAUCCAGAUUACAUCCGCAAGUCUGCGCAUCGCAAGACCCUUCUCGACAUCAUGACCAGUUUCAUCCCCAUCGAAAACGUCAAGUUCAACAAGCGCCUCACCAAGAUCGAGGAGCGGCCCGAUGGCGUCACACUAUCGUUCCAAGAUGGAACAACAGCCGAGUGCUCAGUCCUUGCUGGUGCAGAUGGCAUCAAGAGUACUGUGAGGGCGCAUGUCCUUGAAAACUAUCCCAGCCAGAUCGCGCCCGUGUAUGCAGGUGCUUACUGCUAUCGUGCUGUCAUUCCCAUGUCAGAGGCGUACGAGAUUCUCGGUGAUCUCACCGACGUUGCCAAGUUCUACUUUGGACCCAAGCGCAGCGCUGUUACGUAUCGCAUUACGGGUGGUGAAGAGUUCAACUAUCUCCUUUGCGUCGCCGAUUCCCCCGAUGGUUGGAAGCUCAAGGGCGCUGUUACAGAGACCAUCUCCCACGAAGCCAUGAUGGCCGACUUCGAGGGCCCAGGCGUCGACGAUCGCUUCCGACAGCUCCUCGCCAAAGCCAAGCCCAUCAAGUGGGGUUUCUUCCAUCACUUCCGCACAGCAUCAUACUACCGUGGUCGAGUCGCUCUAGUCGGUGACAGUGCCCACGCCUCGCUACCUUUCCAAGCAGCCGGAGCAGCCCAGGGUCUAGAAGAUGCCCUGGUCCUAUCCAACGUUCUCGCGGAGAUCGCCGAGCUGCCCCAGCGUGGCGCAGAGCUGGUCCCCUCUAUCCAAGCAGGACUGUCCGCCUAUGAUUCCGUCAGGCGUCCUCGUGCGCAGAAACAGCUGGAACAAGCUGCUGAGGUUGGCCGCAUGAUUUUCUUCCAGCAUGAAGAGGCCGGUGACGACAUGGAUAAGAUUCUGCCUAGACUGCAGCAGGGAAGGUUCAACUGGUUGUGGUUCCAUGACAUGAACGACGAUGCACAGGAGGCUGUGAAGAGGAUGCAGAAGCUUAUUAGUUACACUGUCAGUGAGGAUGCCUGCUGA